CCCCUCUGCAUCACUUCCGGGGUAGCUCGGGACGCGACGGAAGCGGCGAAGGCGCUUGGUCACGACUGCCCCAGCAAGAGGCACCGCUGUUUCCCGAAGACUUCCCGCUUUCCUGCAGUUCCUCUGAGCCGCCCGGGCCACGCCACGCCGGAGCCAUGAUCACCUCUGCCGCUGGGAUUAUUUCACUUCUGGAUGAGGAAGAGCCAGAACUCAAGGAAUUUGCUCUUCACAAACUGAAUGCUGUUGUCAAUGACUUCUGGGCAGAGAUUUCUGAGUCGGUGGACAAGAUUGAAAUCCUGUAUGAAGAUGUGGGCUUCCGGAGUCGUGAAUUUGCUGCUUUGGUGGCUUCAAAGGUGUUUUAUCACCUGGGAGCCUUUGAAGAAUCCCUAAACUAUGCCUUGGGAGCUGGCAAUCUCUUCAAUGUCAAUGACAAUUCAGAAUAUGUGGAGACGAUCAUUGCAAAGUGCAUUGACCACUACACCAAGCAGUGUGUGGAAAAUUCUGAGCUGGCUGAGGGAUCAAAGAAGGCAGUGGAUCCACGCCUGGAAGGGAUUGUGAACAAAAUGUUCCAGCGGUGUUUAGAUGAUCACAAGUACAAGCAAGCCAUUGGAAUUGCGUUGGAAACACGCAGGCUGGAUAUCUUUGAGAAAACUGUUUUGGAAUCGAAUGAUGUUCCUGGGAUGCUGGCCUACAGCUUAAAGCUUUGCAUGUCUUUGAUGCAAAACAAGCAGUUCCGUAACCAGGUGCUGAGAGUUCUGGUCAAAAUCUACAUGAACCUUGAAAAACCUGACUUUAUCAAUGUGUGCCAGUGCCUCAUUUUCUUGGAUGACCCACAGGCUGUGAGUGACAUUUUGGAGAAGCUGGUGAAAGAGGACAAUCUCCUCAUGGCUUACCAGAUCUGUUUUGACUUGUACGAAAGUGCCAGCCAGCAGUUCCUCUCUUCCGUGAUUCAGAACCUCCGCACGGUUGGGACCCCUAUUGCUUCUGUGCCUGGAUCAACCAACACAGGGACUGUCCCUGGGUCAGAGAAAGACGGUGAUACCAUGGAGACAGAAGAAAAGGCAAGCAGUCCAGCCAGUGCAGUGAAGUCUGCCCAAACUAAUCCUGAAUCAAAAGACCAGAUCCCCAAAAUGAUUAAAAUUUUAAGUGGUGAAAUGGCCAUUGAAUUACACCUGCAGUUUUUAAUACGAAACAACAACACAGACCUCAUGAUUCUAAAAAAUACAAAGGAUGCAGUGAGGAAUUCUGUCUGCCACACAGCAACGGUUAUAGCAAACUCCUUUAUGCACUGUGGAACAACCAGUGACCAGUUCCUUAGAGAUAAUUUGGAGUGGCUUGCCAGAGCUACCAACUGGGCAAAGUUUACUGCUACAGCCAGCCUUGGUGUCAUACACAAGGGCCAUGAGAAGGAAGCUCUUCAGUUAAUGGCAACUUACCUGCCCAAAGAUACAUCUCCAGGGUCAGCCUAUCAGGAAGGUGGUGGACUGUAUGCGCUUGGACUCAUCCAUGCAAAUCAUGGAGGCGACAUCAUAGACUACCUGCUGAACCAGCUGAAGAAUGCCAGCAACGAUAUUGUCAGACAUGGAGGUAGCCUUGGGCUUGGGUUGGCCGCCAUGGGAACUGCACGCCAGGAUGUCUAUGACCUCCUGAAAACAAACUUGUAUCAGGACGAUGCAGUGACAGGUGAGGCAGCUGGCCUGGCUCUAGGGCUGGUGAUGCUGGGAUCUAAAAAUGCCCAGGCCAUUGAGGACAUGGUGGGCUAUGCCCAAGAAACCCAGCAUGAGAAGAUAUUGCGGGGCCUGGCUGUUGGAAUUGCCUUGGUGAUGUACGGAAGAAUGGAGGAGGCCGAUGCCCUCAUUGAGAGUCUCUGCAGGGAUAAGGAUCCAAUCCUCCGUCGUUCAGGGAUGUAUACUGUUGCAAUGGCAUACUGUGGCUCUGGAAACAACAAGGCAAUCAGACGCCUGUUGCAUGUGGCUGUGAGUGAUGUCAAUGACGAUGUGAGACGGGCAGCAGUGGAGUCGCUGGGAUUCAUUUUGUUCAGGACUCCUGAACAAUGUCCAAGUGUCGUUUCCUUGUUAUCAGAAAGUUAUAACCCCCAUGUCCGUUAUGGGGCAGCCAUGGCCCUGGGCAUCUGCUGUGCUGGAACAGGAAACAAGGAAGCAAUUAAUUUGCUGGAGCCAAUGACAAAUGAUCCCGUGAACUAUGUGCGUCAAGGCGCUCUGAUUGCAUCUGCCCUUAUCAUGAUACAGCAGACAGAGAUCCUCUGUCCAAAGGUCAGCCAAUUCAGACAGCUCUAUUCCAAAGUCAUCAAUGAUAAACACGAUGAUGUGAUGGCCAAGUUUGGAGCGAUCCUGGCCCAAGGCAUAUUGGAUGCAGGUGGGCACAACGUCACUAUUUCUCUGCAGUCGAGGACUGGGCACACACACAUGCCUUCAGUGGUUGGAGUUCUGGUCUUCACCCAGUUCUGGUUCUGGUUCCCUCUCUCCCACUUCUUGUCGCUGGCUUUCACCCCAACCUGCGUCAUUGGCCUUAACAAGGACCUCAAGAUGCCAAAAGUGCAGUACAGAUCCAACGUCAAACCCUCCACCUUUGCCUACCCAGCUCCUUUGGAGGUGCCGAAGGAGAAGGAGAAAGAAAAGGUUUCUACUGCUGUGCUGUCCAUCACUGCAAAGGCCAAGAAGAAGGAGAAAGAGAAGGAGAAAGAGAAAAAGGAGGAGGAGAAGAUGGAAGUGGACGAAACUGAGAAGAAGGAAGAGAAGGAGAAAAAGAAAGAGCCCGAGCCGUCCUUCCAGCUUCUCGACAACCCGGCCCGGGUGAUGCCUGCCCAGCUCAAGGUCCUCACCAUGCCAGAGAGCUGCCGAUACCACCCGUUCAAGACCCUUUCCAUUGGUGGCAUCAUGGUCUUGAAAGACACCAGCGAGGACACCGAGGAGCUGGUGGAACCUGUGGCAGCUCACGGGCCAAAGAUCGAGGAGGAGGAACAGGAGCCCGAGCCCCCUGAGCCUUUUGAGUACAUUGACGAUUAGGGCCGGCAGGGCCAUGGCCCCCGCAGGCAGCUUGGCUUGACGUCUGAUGGCGGAAACCUGCCAGAAGGGAGUCCCUGCUGCAGCCCAGUGCAUGUGCUUGCUGACUGGCAGCCGGCAGGCCACGUUUUAUGGUCGACCAAGAGAGAACGAACAAUAUAUGCUCUUUCAUGUACUCUUUCACAGGCAACUGGUUUUCAAAAUAAAUAAAUUAAAAUCUCCAGAUGGCAA
Molecule: messenger RNA, 3254 nt
Organism: Hemicordylus capensis (graceful crag lizard)
Lineage: Eukaryota; Metazoa; Chordata; Lepidosauria; Squamata; Cordylidae
Gene: PSMD1
Product: proteasome 26S subunit, non-ATPase 1
Exons: 25
Coding region: 156-3026 (956 amino acids)
Biological process (GO): regulation of protein catabolic process; proteasome-mediated ubiquitin-dependent protein catabolic process
Cellular component (GO): proteasome storage granule; proteasome regulatory particle, base subcomplex; nucleus
Molecular function (GO): enzyme regulator activity
Source: RefSeq, a predicted model, not a curated record